Aspergillus heteromorphus CBS 117.55 is the source of this 1029-nucleotide messenger RNA. RefSeq names its product UbiA family prenyltransferase. The record is from RefSeq and is a predicted model, not a curated record. The coding region runs from base 19 to 969 and encodes 316 amino acids. NCBI's taxonomy places the organism in Eukaryota, Fungi, Ascomycota, Eurotiomycetes, Eurotiales, Aspergillaceae. The transcript has a single exon. Gene Ontology annotation, cellular component: membrane. Gene Ontology annotation, molecular function: transferase activity, transferring alkyl or aryl (other than methyl) groups.
CCUCCACCCCUGCACAUCAUGGACAAGUCCAUUCUCAACCCCCGCGAGCCUCGAUUCCCCUGGCGGGAUCUCCCCGCCAUCAUCUGGCUCUUCACCGAAAGCGACUUCCCCACGUUCGUCCUGCCCAACUCGGCAUUUGGGAUCUUUGGUGCCCUCGCCGGUCCUGCCCUCACGGACGGAGCAGAGGGAGCAAGCCAUGGUUCGAGCGUCCCGUCCACCACGACGAUCCUCCUCCAUCGGCUGCCCUUGGUGAUCCUCUUCAACUGGGUCGCUGUCCUCAUCUUCGACGUUGCGAACCAGCGCGCUCCCGACGCCAUCCACGAGGACCAAAUCAACAAGCCAUGGCGUCCUAUCCCUACCGGACGCAUCACCGCACUCCAGAGCCGCCGUCUCCUCAUGGCGGCCAUCCCGCUGUCCCUGGCCCUCGCUUACACCAUGCACAUCGAACACGAGAUGGCCCUCAUCCUGAUCCUCACCUGGCUCUACAACGACCUCGGCGGCGGCGACGAGAUCAUACGAAACCCCCUCAUCGCGGUAGCGUACGGGCUGUACAAUGCCGCGUCGCUGAUCAUCGCCGUGGGGCCGAGCACGAGCACGCCCAUCUCCCGACGAGGCUACCUCUGGACAGCGAUGAUCAGCGGCGUGAUCCUCACGACCAUGCAGAUCCAGGACCUGAAGGACCAGGAAGGCGAUCGCGCCCGCGGCCGCUUGACCAUCCCGCUGUUACUGGGCCAGUCCGUGUCGCGCUGGACGCUGGCCGUGCUCGUCCUGGCUUGGGGCCCGGCCUGCGUCUUCUUCUGGCGACUGCCGUGGUGGGGAUACCUCGGUCCCACUGCCGUCGCGGUGGCGGUUGCUUGGCUGGUUACCCAGGCGCGGUCCUUCCGCGCUGAUGCUGCCGCGUGGAGGCUAUGGUGCUUUUGGCUGGUGCUGCUGUACCUGCUUCCGUGGGUUUCGAGGUGGGGUUUGUGAGGGGAGAUAUCUAGAAGCUGUUGGGCGUGGGCUGUUGCUUUCGUUGUGUGUGUGGGGGGG